GUAUGGUCUUCCUGACAACGCCGUCAAGGAUUUUGGCGACACUGUCUCCAAUCCUGCGCACUAUGGCCAUGACAUUACAUUUUGGUGGGUCUUCGAGCACAAUUCUGGCGGUUUCGUGGUUAAACACCGUGUUGUACACGUCCCAGGUCGCUUUGAGUAUCUAUUAUUUACAUCAUUUUACUCGGACGUCAAAAUGGCUCCGCUACUGGAUCCUGGCAUCUUUGACCCUCGACGGAGCUUGUUCGAUCACUGAUAUGGCUGGUGCUUAUAUGUAUCUGGUUAUUAACCAUGGACGCCGCACAUUUUCAUGGACUAUUCCGACCACAGUCUUGCUUACAUAUACCUCAGCCUCGAUUGCACAAGCCUUCUUCUGUUACCGACAUUGGACGAUCGCCAGGAAUAGAUGGAUGACGGGAUGGAUUAUAUGCCUGAUUACAGCAAAUAUGCUCGCCAGUCUGAUAUCUGCCGUCUAUAUAACCAUCCUUUCAACAAAAUUUAUCUUAGCCAUACCUGUGACGACUACCGUAAUAUGCGCAGUAACGGAUACGACAAUUGCAGGGUGUCUGAUCUGGACAUGUUCACACAUUGAGUCAUCUUUCUUGUAUACAAGAACCCUAUUACGGCGUGUCAUGAUCCAAGCAUUAACUUGCGGAUUCACGACGGCCAUUCCCACAAUUCUCAUGACCGUUUUUCUCUUCACUGUCUGGGACGCAUUCUACACCCUCUAUGCUACACUCGGACGCAUUUACAGCUUGACAGUUCUGUUAACUCUUAUGCUGCUUCAGAUUAUGCAUCGUUGUGAUACACCCACGCCGGGAGUAGAUGGAGAUGGUUCCGGCUCGCCCGCCGUUCUGGAUUCGUUCCGUGAGUCUAUGGAUGUGCAAUUUUCAUGUGAGACUUAUAGAGACGGCUGCUAUCAGUCUUUAAGAACACGUUAAAUAACGAUACAGGCAACGCUCAGUUACCGGUAUGGGCAUGACUCUUCUGUUUGCUUCUACUGACUGAAUUCAUUCACCUGGAUUUGGUAGAGUGAAACUAGCUUCUCGGCGCAUCUUCCCUUGAGAAAUUUAGCUAAUGACCAACCUUUCGCACACACCGUUUGAUUUUAUAUUAAAUUGCCGCUAGUAUCCAGACUUACACGAACGUAUAAUAACUUCCUUUGAUAUCUCUGGCAUCUCCUUCAAUUUAUGUAGGAUUGAUGUCGCUCCCUCCAAGCUUCUUUUAUUUAAUUAGUGUACAGGUGUUUUGAGUAGCUCCUUUGCAAUGUUGCAUAGAGAAAUACUAGUUAUCGGUCUUGAAAUAUUCUCG
Molecule: messenger RNA, 1308 nt
Organism: Desarmillaria tabescens
Lineage: Eukaryota; Fungi; Basidiomycota; Agaricomycetes; Agaricales; Physalacriaceae
Exons: 10
Source: RefSeq, a predicted model, not a curated record